Mus pahari (shrew mouse) is the source of this 882-nucleotide messenger RNA. Its product is annotated as olfactory receptor 1B1. The transcript is spliced from 2 exons. The record is from RefSeq and is a predicted model, not a curated record. NCBI's taxonomy places the organism in Eukaryota, Metazoa, Chordata, Mammalia, Rodentia, Muridae. Gene Ontology annotation, biological process: G protein-coupled receptor signaling pathway. Gene Ontology annotation, molecular function: olfactory receptor activity; G protein-coupled receptor activity. Gene Ontology annotation, cellular component: membrane.
AUGGCUAUGCUGGUGACCCAGUUCUUUUUCUUUUAUGCAUUUGGAGCGACAGAUACACUUGUCAUUGCUGUCAUGACUCUGGGUCACUAUGUGUCUAUUUGUGACCCUCUGCACUAUGCUUUGGUGAUGAAUCGACAAAUCUGUGCCUGCUUACUAGCCUUGAGCUGGUUGCUGUUGGUUCAUCUGGCAUCUGAUUCUCCAGCCAUUCCUGCUGCCCGCUGUUUGACCCAGUUCUUUUUCUUUUAUGCAUUUGGAGUCACAGAUACACUUGUCAUUGCUGUCAUGGCUCUGGAUCGCUAUGUGGCCAUCUGUGACCCUCUGCACUAUGCUUUGGUGAUGAAUCGACAAAUCUGUGCCCGCUUACUGACCUUGAGCUGGGUGGUAUCCAUAGUGCACACCAUGCUGCAUGUGGGACUCAUCCUGCCACUGUGUUGGGCUGGAGAUGCUGGGGGCAAUGUUAAAAUUCCUCACUUCUUUUGUGAUCACCGACCACUCCUGCGAGCCUCUUGGUCUGACAUACAUACCAAUGAGCUGGCUAUAUUCUUGGAGGGUGGCUUUCUCAUGUUGGGUCCUUGUUCCCUUAUUGUACUUUCCUAUGCCCGAAUUGGGAUUACCAUCUUAUGAUUGCCUUCAGCUGCUGGUCGCCGCAGAGCAGUCUCCACCUGUGGAUCCCACCUCACCAUGGUUGGCUUCCUGUAUGGCACAAUCAUUUGGGUCUAUUUCCAGCCUCCCUCACAGAACUCCCGGAAUCAAGACAUGGUGGCUUCAGUAAUGUACACUGCUAUUACCCCAUUGGCUAACCCACUUGUUUAUAGUCUCCGUAAUAAGGAUGUGAAAGGUGCCCUCCACAGACUACUGAGACAGGGGAGGGUGGGCUCCUGA